Messenger RNA from Ahaetulla prasina, 5675 nucleotides. RefSeq names its product zinc finger protein 385C (gene ZNF385C). The record is from RefSeq and is a predicted model, not a curated record. The coding region runs from base 112 to 1653 and encodes 513 amino acids. NCBI's taxonomy places the organism in Eukaryota, Metazoa, Chordata, Lepidosauria, Squamata, Colubridae. Gene Ontology annotation, molecular function: nucleic acid binding; zinc ion binding. The transcript is spliced from 9 exons. Gene Ontology annotation, cellular component: nucleus.
GGCGUUUUCAUUCGCUCUUUGCCCCGGCACGAGUUGGGAGGUUUCUACCUGUUUGUCUGGACAAGAGAAGAUGUUGCAAGCGAUGCCCAGCUGAGCGGUAGCUGGCCAGGGAUGAAGCGUCCCUUGACCCCCUUCCACUCCCCUGGGAGUGGCAUUUGUGGAAGCCUGGCAGAGAACUCGUGCAUAGAAAGUCCUCCAGAGCAGCGUACAAAGAGAGAGAGAAAGCACCCAUCAUUCACUCUCUGUGAAGUGUGUAAUAUCCAGCUCAAUUCUGCUGUCCAGGCCCAGAUCCAUUUCAAUGGGAAGUCUCAUCAGAAACGCCUCAAACAUCUUAACAAAGGCAAAAUCCUGUCCAGCCCAGGUCCAGCUAAUCACAACAGCUCCCUCUUAGCCUCGCUUCCCAUCCCAGGACGAUCUUUACACCCAUCACUGGAUAUCAAGCAUUUUCUGACUUUCCGCCUCAAUGGCACACCUCCACUCAACCUCUUUCCUAAUUUCAAUACGAUGGAUCCAGUGCAAAAGGCAGUAAUCAACCAUACCUUUGGUGUACCCAAUCCACUUAAGAAGAAGCAGUUCAUCUCUUGUAAUAUUUGCCAUCUGAGAUUCAACUCUGCGAAUCAAGCUGAGGCACAUUACAGAGGCCACAAGCAUGCCCGGAGACUCAAAGCCAUUGAAGCAGUGAAAAAUAAGCACAAGACAGCUGACAAUAGCAGCAGCAGCCAAGAAAAAAUGGCUAACUUUGAAGCUGCACUAGAUAUCAGCAGAGACACCACCACCAACAGCAGCAGAGCACAACCCAGUAGCUUGCUAGGAUUGAGCCAACCAAUGGCAGAACAUUGCAACCUCAUGCUGAUGUCCCCGACAGAGGAAUCACCAGCCAAGAUACCUACUGGCGUCCUGUCCCUGGUGUCCCCAUCAGUUUCAGAGCCCUUGGAAGUUGCUUCAGAUAGUGCAAGUGUGAGACCAGCAGCAGCAGCUGGUAUGGAGAUGCCAGCAACUGAAUCUGGAGGAACCGCCGGCUCAACAGCAGAGGUGGAGAAAGAGGGAAAGAAAAUCAAGCAGCACUUGUACUGUCCCACUUGCAAAGUAACAGUUAACUCUGCCUCUCAGUUGGAGGCUCAUAAUUCUGGAGCAAAGCACAAACUGAUGCUGGAAGGGCAGACUGUUUUGCCAAGGCGAAGCCGAGGGAAGGUUCUCUCUCGAGUAGGACACAAGCCCAAACGGAUUGGCAGCAAGGGCAGCCUCAACAUUCAGAACAAGGCCUUCCAAUGCCAGGUGUGCGAGAUCUUUGUCAACUCUGAGACACAACUCAAACAGCAUAUGAGCAGUAGACGUCACAAAGACAGGCUUGCAGGGAAGCCACCAAAACCCAAAUACAGCCCGUACAGCAAACUGCAGAAGAAUACUGCCCUGGCAGUGAGUAUUCUCAAGUCCAAAGUGGCUCUGCAGAAGCAUCUUACGAAGACCUUGGCUGCCCGGUUCCUGCCAAGUCCCCUGGCACCCGCCACUGUGUGUACUUUGCCCAGCCCAUUAACUCUCCGACCAGCUGCUGCUACCCUCUUCCAAGCACCCAUCUUUGGACCAGCGCUUUUUCGAUCUCCCCCAGGCCCUGUGCGAGCAGCUACAGGGCCCAUUGUUUUUGCCCCUUACUAGAGAAACCCCAAAGGUUGUUUGGGUGGGGAAUUGUAGACCAUAGCUGUACAAAGAAAAUUGGGGAGGGUGGGUAACUUUACAGGGCUGUAUUCUGAACAAAGGAAAAGCCGAAUCUUUGAACUGUUUGAAGUGGAACUUCUUUUGUUUGUUUGUUUGUUUGAGAUUUCCACUUGUGUCAUUAACUAGUUAUACUUGGAAAUAACUUUCCUAUUGUCUGAUUCUCCCACAAUGCACCAAUUUUUCUAACUAGUAGUAUACCUAGAAGCACAAUCUCACUUAUCCAGAUGGUUAUGUGGUAAAGUCAAAAGUAUGCAUUCAAAAUAUCUGUGAACUUAAAAGUAUCUGUCAUUUUAAAACAGAAUUCUAUUAAUUAGGAAUCUAUGUAAUUGGAAUUCCAAAGAGGCUUCUUUUCCAAAAUGCAUGUUUAUGAAAAUCAGAUUUGCAGUUCCUAAUUCAAUUUACAUUCCCCUUCCCACAAUUACAGAUUUAAGGAAAAUACUGAUUGAUAAAUAUGUAUUGUUCUCCUUGUAAGUUACUAAGACAUCCCUAUGUCUCAUAAAGGAACUGAAAUAGGUUUUUGAAUUGAAGGAGAGAAAGGAGAAGAGAAUAUCUGUUUAAGAUAUUCUCCCAAGAGAGAGAAAAUAAGAAAAGUACUGUGAUGUAGGUAGAAAACUGUACGUUGAAGGGUUUUUUUGCUUAUAUAUGGAAUAAGAAUGGGAUUUAAACAAAGAAGGGUAUAGAAAUAGAAUUAUUUCAGAUCUUAAGUCAGCCUUUCCCAGAUGGGUGUCCUUUCAGCUGUAUUGACAAGACCCAGAAUUUUGAGCCAACCUGAGAAUUCUUGUAGUUUCAACAUAACCAAAAGGUACCUGGUGAGGAAGAUUGUCUGGAGGCCAUCUUUAUAGAUAUUAUGGUGUGUAUUGCCUAAGCUGAAGGAGUGGUAAGACUAUGGAACCCUGUAGAAAAUGCACAGUAGGGUUCAUACAUAACUGCCAUGUGUCCUUGAAUAAGUAGGUUUGAAACUACUUAUUUCCCAAUUUCUGUUAUCAUAUUCAUGGUAGUCCAAAGGAAUAAACCACUGCUGGGAUCUACUUAAACCUACUGAAUGAAGAAGAAAGACUGGAGCCAGGAUUUCGAUGGUGAUGUCAUUCAUAGAAAGAUUAAUGUCAGGAAUGUCAAAGUAGUAGAGUUCCAGUUUGAGGACACCUGGAUUUCAUAUUUUAGAAGCAAAAUCCAAAACAUAAAAAGUUACUCUAUUAGAAAUAUGUUACUAAACAUUAGUUCCAAUAUAAUGCUUUUGAAUUUACUGAAUUUAUUACAAAUAUGCAUAUUGCAAUUUUGUGCAAAUGAGCUAAUAUUGCUUACUCUCAGAUAAUAUUGUAUGCUGCAGUUUUCUGCAACUUUUUGGUUGACUGAAAAAAAAAGUACCUAGUUCAUAAAUAUCUAGGACUCUAGUAGUGGGUCAGAGAUUGCUGCCCUAUUUCCCAUUGCAAUGCAUAGGAUGUUGCUGUCACAAACCAAAUUCCACAAGACUGAAAGUUGGAUAAGAUGUAUACACAACAGCCAUUCCCUUCAACAAAUGAAGCAAGCCAUGGAGAAUCUUCCAAUAUUAUUAGUUAUUGGAUAUAGGAGUGUAUUUUUUCACUUGCCUAAGUUAUGGAUAUCAGUCAAAUACAAAGCAUGAACUAAAAUCUAUUGGUUGAAGCUUUCUUCAGUUUUGCUUGCAGCUGUAACAAUCUUAAAAUUAUUAAGAUUAUAACAGAAAAUAAUCUUACGAGAAAUAAGGGAAUUUUUUCGAGGGCAGUUCUUUAGAUUUGGCUCAUUUUAGGAGGAGUUGGUGCCUAUAGUAAUGGGCUGAAUUUAUCAUUACAGUGCUCACUUGUGCAGAUCAAUCUUGAUAUUUGAAAAGAGAGAAAGGUUAUUUGGAGAGAUUUGGCAGAACACUUUUGCUACUCCAGGAAAGAAAAGCAGGGAAUUUUAUCUUAUGUGAGAGACCUCAACUAAGAGGUUUGAACUAUAACAACAGGUGAUGAUUUACCAAAUGCAGGAGGGUAUUUAACUACUUGUUUAGUAGCUGGUUGGUUGUGUCAUCCUGGAAUGAAUGUUCCCUGUUACUUGGCAGAACAUUUCAGACUAUCACUUUACUGUGUGCUGAUAUGUGGCCACAGAAGCAACAGAAUAAAUACAGGAAAAGGAGAGCAGUUAAAAAAUAUAUAUUAUACAACCAAAUAUGAAAGAUUAGGUGGCUCAAGCCAUUUUGAGCUAACAGUAUGAGCAAACUUUGUCGAGAAGUAACUGGCAGAUCCAACAGAAUAUCAGAUUCAAGGUCAUGAGGUUCCUACCCACUUCUUGUUGCCACGCUUUAUCACUUCUGCCAUUAAUUUAGAUCUUUCCUCGUUCCUGUAGUUCUAGAUAUUUGUAUAAGCAAGUCUUCUCUAACUGGCUCUUUUCAGAUGUAUUAAGCCAAACUGUAUGCUGGAUGAAAAUAGUUUUAAGUCCUGACCUAUCUGGGGAGCAUCUUGUUGGGAAGGCAUGUUUAAGCUAAUUGCACCAAAUGUUAAAUACUCUAGAUUGCUUUUCAGGAUUCUGUUUACUUUUUUCCUUUGGAACCCUCAGUUCCUUAAAAUCAGCCUUAAAGCAAACUCAAAAAGACCAUGAUUAUCACACCAGUCUUAUAAACUUUCCAGAGGUAUAUAGUCUGACAAUUAUUGAGGUUCCUCAGUGCCAAUUCUAUUAUAUCAUGUCUCUAAUCACUUUAGCAAGACAUCAUGUGAAGCUAAGUCCCCCCCCCACUUUGAUCCAAUAUUUCAGUAAGUACAAAUCUUAUAAACCUGUCAACUGAAGUACAUCCUAAAUACAAAGCUAACCAGUGGCCAGAGAGUAUUAUUGAAAAGAGCUGAAAUAAAACAAGCAAUUAUUGAUGGCCACAACUAAGUGAUGAAGCAUUCCAAUCUAUGCAAAAUACUAAUGGAAUGAUUGUUAUUUGGUUUCCAGGCCUGUGUUAUGGUUGUUUUGUAUCCAAAAGACAAGGAUGAGAUCUGUGGCCAAAAUCUAUACAUAAAAAACAAAGGCAUUGCUGUCACAGUGAUCUUGCCGUUAUGAAAAAUUCCUUUUCAUUGUAGAAUACUAACAUCCCUUUCUAUUUAUUAGCUAUGGAAAUGUGCCAAUUGGUUUAGCCUGCUGAAACAUAGGUAUUGCCAUGAGAAGCAGUGUACUACUAACUGCCUAAAAAGUGGGAGAUUUUUAGUGCCAGGAUUACAGAGUUGAAGAGGUCUGUCCGAGAACAAGAAGAUUGUCUGUCAGUCUAUUUGCAAUGCAGCCUAGUUACUUUAAAUUAUGUGACAAUAGACACAAAAAUAUUUGUUUUUGAUUUAACAUUUAUAGUUAUGGGAGGUGCACUUGAAACCAUCAAUACUGUGUUUAAGGCAAAUACUUUCCCAAGUGUGAGUGCGGAAUAAUAACUACUUGUAGGAGUAAAAAUGGUUGUUGUCUGAAUAACAAUGAUCUCAAUGAACCCAUGAUCUCAUCAAAGCAUACAACUUGCAAGUCAGCUUUGCAAGUAUGUCUAUAAGAAUGAGGAGAGCAAAGGGUGAAACAAAUAUGUGAUAUUUCAGGGAGAGAAAUUCUGAUAGAUUCAUGAGGGAAAGUGCAAGAUGGUCUAAUGUCCAAAGAUUCAGCUUAAUAUAAUGUAUAUCUUUUCUUGCAAAGUUGGAUUCAUUCUUUAAAAGUGAUUGCUUUCUUUAUCUGUAGAAAAUUGUCAUAAAACUAUUUAUGCUUUUUGGUGAUUUUGUAUUGAACAGUAACUGUUUCCUAAGGCAGUUACGUUCUGGAGGAAAACAUGCAAACCCACUCAGAAUUUAACUAACACCCACAUAAAAUUGCUGUAUAUUCACCAAACCUCUGUUCCAGCUGCUCUUAAAGCUACUUCCUAAGCGCUGUACUUUCCAAUCUGAAACACUCAGUUUGUAGCUGAAGGAAAUUUUGCUAGAUUGCACUAAUUUGUUUAGCUUGCUCAUUUCAAUAUA